GUACCGUGGCUUAAAGACAUAAGAUCAAGAACGAACAAGAAAUAUAAUGUAUGUAAAUGAAAAUCUCCUCCGAUAUAUUGCUAUACCGAGGUCUAAAGGGGCGAUUUCGUGUUCCUGUGUUGAUCAUUCCCGUCCUGGUGAAGCUGAGCAAAUAUCGAGACUCUUUGACAUCAUAUGACGUUAAUCAUAGCAAUAUCGUGACGCUAUCUCAGUUUUGUAGACAAGACAACAGGAAAACUCCAAGUAUAAACUUGUGAAUCCAAACAUAAUAGAUCAAGCAGACAGCCUGAAGUGUAGCUACUAAACGCCUUUGAACGAAAUUUUGUAAUCUCUGACUCGAGUCGAACUAGGUUAGGUAUUAGCAAGAACAACGCCAGCCACUAGAAUAAAAACAUAAUUUCCUAAAAUGGCAACUCCACUACGCUCCCUCACGGCCGCUAGUCUACGCUGUGUCCGCACGGGCAGAUCCACGGGCGCAAGUCUACCUAAACCUAUGCCCAGCACCACUAAUACCAUCAUCACAUCCCGCCCCUUCACAGCAACAGCAGCAAUUGCAUCGGCAUCACCGCAGCCCAAAAUCCUCCUUGAGGAUCGGGACUCCGGAUUCCGGUUCGUGCGGCACAACCCGGCGCCGCCGAAGCCGCGGACCCGCUCCGUGACCGAAAUCCGGGGCCCAUACUACACCGCCGUGGGCCCGCGGUACCUGUCCGACGUGCUAGAGACGAUGGGCACGCACGUCGACGGGCUCAAGUUCGCCGGCGGAUCGUUCAGCCUGUUCGCGGAACCCCCGCUGCGGCAGCUGCUCGACCUGGCGCACGCGCACGGGGUAUACGUGAGCACGGGCGGUUGGAUCGAGCACGUCCUGGCGUCUAGCGGCGGCGACGUACCAGACGCCGUCGACAGGUACCUGGCCAAGUGCAAGGGCCUGGGGUUUGACGUGGUCGAGCUGAGCGCCGGGUUCCUGUCGCUGCCGCCGGACGACUGGCUGCGGCUAGCGGAGCGCGUGCAGAAGGCGGGUCUGAAGCCAAAGCCCGAACUGGGCAUCCAGUUCGGCGCCGGCGGCGACACCUCCGCUGCGGAGCUGCAGAGUAUCGGCACGAGCGAUCCGAGUAAAGUGAUUAACAUGGCGAAGCGGUUCGUGCGGGACGCUGGCGUCGAGCGCGUCAUGAUUGAGAGCGAGGGUAUCACGGAGAAUGUGCAGACUUGGCGCACGGACGUCAUACAGGCUAUUCUACGAGAGUUACCGCUGGAGAAUGUCAUGUUUGAGGCGGCUGACCCGUCGGUUUUCAACUGGUACAUUCGAGAGUUCGGCGUCGAUGUCAACCUCUUCGUUGACCACUCUCAGAUCGUCCAGCUGGCUGGACUAAGAGCAGGCAUCUGGGGCAAGAGUGACACCUUUGGCAAGAUUACUACUUACCGACCAUAGGAUAUCUGGUGAAUUGGUCUGAUGUUAUAAAGAAUUUCCAAUAUUACCCUCUUGUUUUGUUAGACAGGGCCAUUUACGAAAGGGCCGCUUAUUAUCGGUCGGCAUUGGGUUUACGGGUCAAAUGAACGCAGCCGUUUUAUCUUAAUUUUACGUUAUGGACGUCUAUGAGAGUAAUUGUUUACGCCACUCGGCGCUAUUUGCGGGUUGGAGUAAUAUGUAGGCUUUAUGG
Messenger RNA from Daldinia decipiens, 1655 nucleotides. RefSeq names its product putative sulfonate biosynthesis enzyme. The transcript has 2 exons. Bases 407 to 1426 code for a protein of 339 amino acids. The record is from RefSeq and is a predicted model, not a curated record. NCBI's taxonomy places the organism in Eukaryota, Fungi, Ascomycota, Sordariomycetes, Xylariales, Hypoxylaceae.